This is a messenger RNA of Alosa alosa (allis shad), 3280 nucleotides long. Its product is annotated as phosphatidylinositol 4-phosphate 5-kinase type-1 alpha-like. Lineage: Eukaryota; Metazoa; Chordata; Actinopteri; Clupeiformes; Clupeidae. Bases 466 to 2103 code for a protein of 545 amino acids. The record is from RefSeq and is a predicted model, not a curated record. Gene Ontology annotation, biological process: phosphatidylinositol metabolic process. Gene Ontology annotation, molecular function: phosphatidylinositol kinase activity. The transcript is spliced from 15 exons.
AACUGGCAUUUGAACGGGCUUACUGUAUCGUUAAGUAGCCUUUUAAAUCAAGUUUGUCAACAAAUCCUGUAGGCUACAUUGCAGUGGCUGACGUUAUAGGCAUGUCUUAAGUUGGGUAUGAGUUUGUAAGAUCUGUAACACGAUUAUCACAAGCUGACUAGCACUAAGCUCUUCUCCACUCCGUUUUUCACAUAAAGUUCCGCCUGUGUCUGAUCAGUUGUCUUGUCUUGACGGGGAAGGGAUAUGAUGACACAAACGUUCCUGCUGACUCGCCGGUCUGACAGCCCCGAAAGCUCUGUGGAAGGUUACAGAUAGCUAGCUGGAGAGUUUUGGGUUCCAAGCCAGCAGCCAAAAGUUCAUGCAGCGGUUCAGCUAACUUCAAGAAACGUAGUGUAGGCUACAGUUAGUCUACCGUGGGAGCAGUGUUGAGCCGAGUAAGAACUUAAGCUGACAGACAGAAGUGCUAUGGCCACCGCCGAUCCUGUUCCCCAGGCACUGACGGGCUCAACAGUAGCCCUGCACACAGCAUUCUGGAGGAGGAUAUUUCCUCGGAGAGAUCCCAGUGGCCCUGGAAAAAUGAAAACCAUUGGCCAUAGAGGCAUCGACCAAACAGGAGAGACCACCUAUAAAAAGACGCCGUCCUCAGCCCUGAGGGGUGCCAUCCAGCUGGGCAUUGCCCACACGGUAGGCAGCCUGACCCAGAAGCCGGAGAGGGACGUGCUCAUGCAGGACUUUGAGGUGGUGGAAAGCAUCAUCUUUCCCAGUGAAGGCACCAAUUUGACCCCUGCUCACCACUACGUGGACUUCCGGUUUAAGACUUAUGCCCCCAUCGCCUUUCGCUACUUCAGGGAUAUGUAUGGCAUUCGCCCAGAUGACUACAUGUACUCCCUCUGUAACGAGCCCCUGAUUGAGUUGUCCAGCUCAGGAGCCAGCGGCUCCCUCUUCUAUGUCUCCAGUGAUGACGAGUUCAUCAUCAAAACUGUGCAGCAUAAGGAGGCAGAAUUCCUGCAGAAACUCCUGCCUGGAUACUUCCUGAACCUGAACCAGAACAGGCAUACCCUCCUCCCCAAGUUCUACGGACUCUAUUGCAUCCAGACGGGUGGCAAGAACAUCCGACUGGUGGUCAUGAACAACCUGCUGCCCCGUUCCAUCCCCAUGCACCUCAAGUUCGACCUGAAGGGCUCCACGUAUAAGCGCCAAGCGUCGUCGCGCGAGCGCACCAAAUUCUCGCCCACCUUCAAGGACCUGGACUUCCGUCAGGACCUUCCUGAGGGGCUCCUACUGGACGCUGACCACUACAACGCCCUCUGCAAGACCAUCCAGAGAGACUGCCUGCUGCUGCAGAGCUUCAAGAUCAUGGACUACAGCCUGCUGGUGGGCAUCCACCGGCUGGAGCAGGGCAGGGGCGACGAGGUGCCCGCGGCUGUGCCCGAACAGAAAAGAGCACAGGGCCAGAAGCCGCUCUACUGCACAGCCCUCGAGGCCAUCCAGUGCUCAGACCAGGGACACAACCACAUGGGUGGUAUUCCUGCGCAUUCCAAAGGGGAAAGGGUGCUCCUCUUCGUUGGAAUAAUUGACAUCCUGCAGUCAUACAGAUUCGUGAAGAAGCUGGAACAUUCUUGGAAGGCUCUUGUCCAUGACGGGGAUACGGUGUCGGUACACAGGCCAGGUUUUUAUGCCGACCGCUUCCAGAGGUUCAUGUGCAGCGCAGUCUUUAAGAGGAUCCCACGAGAAUUGAAAACGUCACCCUCUAGGAGGAGUCGCGCCGGUCCGCAGACCCUGCGGCGAGCCAACGUGGCGUCCACUGCCGUCCGUGCGCCCCCCAGCCAGUCCAACCCUCAGCCGCCCCCACCAUCCCAGCCACUUGACAGGGCCCAGAGCCAGGAGCCACAGCAGGCCUCUGCCCAGACCCCGGACCCCAUGGGAGGCCCCUCAGGCAUCCCCUCGGCCCCCAGCAAGGGCACUGACCGAGGCAGUGGCAUGCAGGCGGCCUGCCCGGACCUGCUCCUAAGGACCCCAGCCCAAGAUAACAUUACCAGCACCAGCUGUGCCACCACCACCGCUCCCCUCGCGCUGGAGGAGAGCCUGGAGCCUGUCCCGUGAGCAUAGUUGCAACAGGUUCCAAGAGAGCAAAGAACACCAUGGCAACCGAGGAUGUGUCCAACCUCCUUGUCCAAUCGCAGGGUGAGGGUGAGCCAAGGGUCAGCUGAAGGUGUUCCGUGGUGUUUGACUCCUGGUUUGUGAUGAAUGAAAGAAUGACGCCAUGAUGUAUCCACCUUUUUCAGGAACAAGAAACUCUGAAAGAAACUCUCUCUCUUUGCGCCUCCUCAUCUAAAGUGACAUUACCUGCAAGGAGGGCCCUGUUCAAAGCAUUGUGUUUGACAGGGGCCAAAAUGCCUGUGUGGACUUUGAAACUGGUAUUCCACAUAGUCUGAAAAAAAGCGUAUGGUGCAUAUUUGCAGAAAUAAGGAAAUGCCAGGCGCUGUUUUUGAAUUGUUUUCCCCAGAGGACAGAUUGAAAGGUCAGAGCAGUAAACUCAAAAGUACCUGGUCUGUGCUAAAGAAAUGUCAUGGUGGGAUCAGUGCCACUAGGGGGCAGCAUUGUGCAUCAGACCUUUUUAGUCUGUUGCAUCUCGCUAUUAUGAAAUACUCCUAAUGCUGUCGUCAAUAUUUUUUGUGUUGUUUUGUAAUUUGUUUGUUUUGAUAUUUAGUCUGCUGGUGAAAUUGGAGUUUGACCUUCAAGUAAAUGUUUUACUUUUAGAAAGAGAUAGCCAUGAUAGUGAGGUAACCGUUUCAGGAGGACUUUUUUUUUUUUAAGAAAAUGUGUGAAUUUGGCGUUUCUGAACAGCAUUAACCCUUUGAAAAGCCCUUCUGCCACUGCCUCUGCUGCACGUCAACACAAUGAGACAGAACACCAUAUCAUCAAAACCACAUCAAAACUGUGGCAUCAAAUCCAAACGCAGGCCGCCUGUGAGCCUAAGAGAUAAGCCAAGACACACACUACAUCUUUCAGCAAAAAAAAAGAUUCUGAUCCUCAUCUGACACUCAAGAGGAGCCGGGGAAACUGCUAAUGGACUUUCAUUGACAUAGCCGAAUAUGUUGCCAAAUCAAGUCUGCAGUAUGGACUCAGGUGGGGCUUUCUAUUCGCUGGACUGGGACUUAUUGGAGUUUACAAGGCAGUCAUGAGAAAAACGUAUUUAUGAAAAUGUGACAUUAUUGCAUGACCAGUCAUAUAUGUUUGUAAUGUGAUUUUUAAUACAAUGGUGUACUUUUGAAAAUAA